AUGGUGGAGGAGCUUCUCGAAGCAGAGGGUGGGAGCUUCUCCGUGGAGGAGAUGGUUGAUUUCUGCCUGUCUCUGCUGGUGGCCGGCUACGAGACCACCUCCGUGCUCAUGACGCUCGCCGUCAAGUUCCUCACUGAGACGCCCACUGCACUGGCGCAGCUGAAGGAAGAGCAUGACAAUAUCAGAGGCAUAAAAGGCAAGGACCAACCUCUGGAAUGGAGCGAUUACAAGUCGAUGCCAUUUACACAAUGUGUGAUAAGUGAAACACUGCGCGUGGCUAACUUAAUUAGCGGGGUGUUCAGGCGUGCAAACACUGAUAUUCAUUUUAAAGAUUACGUUAUUCCAAAGGGCUGCAAAAUAUUCGCUUCGUUCCGAGCUGUGCACCUUAACCUCGAACACUACGAGAAUGCUCGGACCUUUGACCCUUGGAGAUGGCAGAGCAAGAAUAAGGUUCAGAACGCGGAAGGGGCCAGUCUGUUUACUCCCUUCGGCGGCGGACCUCGUCUGUGCCCAGGCUACGAGCUUGCCCGGGUGGUGGUUUCUGUUUUCCUCCACCAUCUCGUGACGCGCUUUAGCUGGGAAGAAGCUGAGGAGGACAGGAUUGUCUUCUUCCCCACCACCCGGACCCUCAAAGGAUACCCCAUCAACCUGCGGCGGCGACCGGAUUAUGAUGAUCUCUGA
This is a messenger RNA of Miscanthus lutarioriparius, 681 nucleotides long. Lineage: Eukaryota; Viridiplantae; Streptophyta; Magnoliopsida; Poales; Poaceae. The record is from the annotation of a GenBank genome assembly.